GUCAAAUUUGGUUAGCUCUCUUGUGCUCAGUUUGUCAAAUUACCCAAGACGUUCUACAGGCUAAGGUUUCACCUACCAGACACAAAAAUCACAAAGUGAAUCUAAGAGUGUUGUCGGAGGAAGACAAAACAGGUUUCAGCUUUCAACGGAUCCCACGGACAUGGCAACUGCAUCACAGAUUGUCGAGAAACUGAAACUGAAUCCCCACCAAGAAGGUGGGUUUUAUUUUGAAACUUUCAGAGACAUAUCCAUUGCCCUGCCCUUGUGCCAGCUUCCCCCAGAUUACAAGGUUGAGCGCCCCGUGAGUUCUUCGAUCUACUUCUUGCUACCUUCCGGGGAUGUGUCACGCCUUCAUCGUAUACCAAUGGCUGAAACCUGGCAUUUUUAUCUCGGAGAACCUAUUACGAUAGUGGAGUUGGAUGACAAAGAUGGGCAAUUCAAAUUCACCUGCCUUGGACCCAAUUUGAUUGGAGAGGAUCAGCAACCCCAGUACACGGUGCCUCCAAAUAUAUGGUUUGGUUCAUUUCCAACAAAGGACUAUAGCAUUUCACCAGAUGGGGCAUUGCUCAAAGCUGCUCCAAGGGAUGCUGAGACUCACUACUCUCUUGUGGGAUGCACUUGUGCACCUGCCUUUCAGUUCCAGGACUUUGAGCUGGCAAAGCGAUCGGAGCUUGUUUCUCGCUUUCCUAAAUUCGAGCCUCUUAUAUCAUUGCUUACAUUCCCUGAGAAAGCAUAAGCCUUUGCUGCAGUAGUCUUAUAUAGUUAUGUUAGCUCAACGUUCAUCCUGAGUUUUUACAUGUUUAUGGAUUCGAAUUUUUCAGAUCAUGUACUUAUAUGAAAGGCUUGUUAAGAAUUCGCAUUUGAUGAUCCAAUCUACCAUGCGAAAGUUCUUGUAUUAGGAACUAAAUAAUGAAAGAAUAAGAUUUCCCUUGA
Molecule: messenger RNA, 933 nt
Organism: Prunus avium (sweet cherry)
Lineage: Eukaryota; Viridiplantae; Streptophyta; Magnoliopsida; Rosales; Rosaceae
Product: RmlC-like jelly roll fold protein
Cellular component (GO): intracellular anatomical structure
Source: RefSeq, a predicted model, not a curated record